Molecule: messenger RNA, 1251 nt
Organism: Erpetoichthys calabaricus (reedfish)
Lineage: Eukaryota; Metazoa; Chordata; Cladistia; Polypteriformes; Polypteridae
Product: sulfotransferase 1C2-like
Exons: 9
Coding region: 152-1093 (313 amino acids)
Biological process (GO): sulfation
Cellular component (GO): cytoplasm
Molecular function (GO): sulfotransferase activity
Source: RefSeq, a predicted model, not a curated record
CAUCACCUUGUUUGCCCAAUGCGGCCAAAGUCCACCAGUCUUAUUAUUUUGUUAUUGCGCUGCCCCAUCGGAGGAUCAGAAGACACUCGUCAGAUCGGCGCAGCAGUCGGGACGUCAGAGGGAUCAGCAGCGGGACACUCACUUUAGUGCGAUGUCUGAGUCACUUGGUGCUCCUCAUCAUGAAGCCUGCAAUUCAGGACCCCCAAACCCAACCAGAAGAACUGAGCGUCAGAGACUUUGUGAUGUUAAAGGUGUUCCACUCAUCUCAUCCAUGCAUGAAAUCUUUGGCAGGGUAGAAAAGUUCCAGGCCAAAGCAGAUGAUGUUUUAAUAGCCACCUACCCCAAGGCAGGUACCACCUGGAUGAUUGAAAUCAUGGACAGCAUUCGCCAAGGUGGCAUCACAAAAGAAAUCAAAACUAUCCCCAGCCAUGAGCGCGCCCCAUUUCUGGAGAUGAACAGAAUAGACACUGUGCCAGCAGGUCUGGACCUUCUGAAGGACCUGCCAUCUCCUCGACUUGUGAAAACUCAUCUCCCAUUCCAGCUGGUGCCACAGUCCUUCUGGGACAAAGGGUGCAAGACAAUUUAUGUUGCCCGGAAUGCCAAGGAUGUCCUCGUUUCAUACUACUUCUUCCAUAAGAUGGCCACUAGCCUGCCAAAUACGGGCACCUGGGAUGACUUCUUUGAGAGCUAUCUGUCAGGAAAUGUGGCGUGGGGCUCCUGGUUUGAUCACGUGACAGGUUGGUGGGACGUCAGGGAAAAGCACCAGAUCCUCUAUGUCUUUUACGAGGACAUCUUGCAGGACCCGAUGCGGGAAGUGGAGAGGGUGGCACGUUUCUUGGGUCACACACUGGAUAAAGGCACAAUUCAGGAAAUCGUGAAGCACACCUCCUUCGACAUGAUGAAGGACAACCCCAUGACUAACUCCAGCACAGUGCCCAACACUCUCAUGGACGUGAGCAUCUCACCCUUCAUGAGGAAAGGCCAAAUGGGAGACUGGAAGAACCACUUCACUGUGGCUCAGAAUGAAAGGUUCGAGGAGGAGUACAGGCGGCGAAUGGCCAAAACAUCACUGCGUUUCAGAACGGAGCUCUGAGCUUGGGACGAAACUGAGGGAGCGGAUACAUCUGUCUUACGGCGCUUUGGAGCCCUCUGCUGGACAUCUCGUGCAUUGUUUAAGUUUAGGAUCUUGGAUUUGUACACAUGGAGACAUAAAUUGAUCUUGUGUGUAUCUAAAUAUGAAACACUUGUAAA